Messenger RNA from Sphenostylis stenocarpa, 1635 nucleotides. Lineage: Eukaryota; Viridiplantae; Streptophyta; Magnoliopsida; Fabales; Fabaceae. The record is from the annotation of a GenBank genome assembly.
AUGCAAGACCAUGUGAAAGAUGUGAUGGGGCCUGGGGUUCCGAUUUUGGCUUGGGAAAUGGAAGAUGAGGUGGUGGAUGAAUGUUUGUGCCACACGAAUCACUUUGAUGAGGAGUUCCUAAGAGAUAUUCUGCAGCAGCCACAAGAGGCCCUUGUUGCUGCUCCAGAUCUUAAUACCUUUGGUGAGACAAGCUUUCCAGGUGGUGGCAACUUCAUGAUGAAGAACAGUAACUCAUACUCAUCCAUCAUGAACAAGCCAACGUCAUCCCCAACCACUUAUGUACUGUCUUUUGACAAAUCCGCUGAACCUCAUCCUUGGAAAGAUGUCUCCCACGACCAAUUGCCCUUGUCCACGGCAAGGACCAACCAGGGAACCAAGAAGACUCGAAGCGCUUCUGAAUCAAUGGAUCACAUCAUUUCAGAGAGAAAUAGGAGACAGGAUCUCACCAGGAAAUUCAUAGCACUUGCUUCCACUAUCCCUGGCUUAAAGAAGAUGGACAAGGCCCAUGUACUAAGAGAAGCAAUCAAUUAUGUGAAACAACUUCAAGAACGUGUGGAAGUGCUAGAAGAAGAUAUCCAGAAGAACGGUGUGGAAUCAGCGAUAACCAUAUCAAGAUCUCAUCUCUGCAUUGAUGACACCAACAGUGAUGAAUGCAAUGGCUCCAAUGAAGCAGUUCCUCCUGAAGUUGAAGCCAGAGUCUUAGGGAAGCAAGUGUUGAUCAAAAUUCACUGUGGCAAACAAAAGGGAAUUCUGCUCAAAAUAAUGUCUCAGCUUGAACGUCUUCAUCUCUUCAUAUCCACCAGCAAUGUUUUGCCACUUGGAAUUACCCUUGACAUCACCAUUAUUGCUCAGAUGGGUGACAAAUACAACAUGGUAGUGCAGGACCUAGUGAAAGAACUGAGACGAGUGGUUUUGAAAGUAAGUUACCUAAGAGGCACUGGGGAAAGAUACAAUGUUUUGAAUAGAGAAGGUCUGAUUGAAGCAGGAAAAAAUGAGGAGAAAGGGUGUUGGAAUAAUGAGCGGAGUGAUGAGUUGGAUGGUGGUGUCGCAGAGUGGCCAUGCACGCGUGGAAGAUGUUGGGAAGCACUCCAUGAUAUGAUGCACUGGGUCGCGAAAGAGCCAUUGUUGUCAACUUGGAACGCGUCAAAGUCAUCAUCACUGCCUCUGAGAUACUCAUCAUCGACUCCUCCAACCCUUCCUUUCUUGCCUUCCUUCAAGAUCUUCACACCCGUCUUACUCACCAAACAACCUCCACGUCCACAGAAUAUUGUGACAGGCUCACCAACUUCUACGCAGUUACCUUUUGAAUUUGGAGUACUUGAGGCGUGUAUUGAAUCUGCAUGCAGGUGCCUUGAAUCUGAUAAUGCGGAGUUGGACAAUUCACGGGGAAACCAUUUAUUCAUGGGGAUCCCUUUUGCCAAUUUUGCAAAGCCACACAAAUGCUCCACUACACAAAUUGAGAGUAGACUGGUAUGUGAAGGUUUACAGGUAGCAGAUGAACUGGAAAAUUUGUUGGACGACAAUAAUGACAUGGCUGACAUGUACUUGACCCAAAAGCUUAAUGAUCGUUUAUUUGAUCAGACAUCAUUAAAAGAAGGGUACAAUUCCGAAGUUGAAGACAUUGAUGAAAGGUAA